Molecule: messenger RNA, 2400 nt
Organism: Chondrus crispus (carragheen)
Lineage: Eukaryota; Rhodophyta; Florideophyceae; Gigartinales; Gigartinaceae
Product: Serine/threonine protein kinase
Exons: 1
Coding region: 1-2400 (799 amino acids)
Biological process (GO): protein phosphorylation; intracellular signal transduction
Cellular component (GO): cytoplasm
Molecular function (GO): ATP binding; protein serine/threonine kinase activity
Source: RefSeq, a predicted model, not a curated record
AUGUUUACAGGAGCAAUACGAAGGCAACCGGGAAAAAAGGCUUCCGUGAAGGUCGGUAAAUAUGUGCUUCUUGACAAAAUUGGGGUUGGUGGGUUUGGGGUCGUUCGCAGGGCUAUCAAUGAAGAAAAUGGUUCUGUCGUUGCCAUAAAGAUAUUAGACAAGGUUGAGUUGCAGCUUCAAGAAAUGACUGGCCAUGCAAAGAGAGAGAUCGCAUUGCUAACGAAGAUAAACCAUCCAAACGUGGUGAAGGGGUAUGAAGUACUCUCCUCAAAAACAAAACUAUUUCUUGUAAUGGAAUAUGUCGAUGGUGGGGAUCUCCAUUCUGCAUUGUCCGCUAAGGGGAAGUUCUCCGAACACGAAGCACAAGGAAUAUUCGGUUCUUUGCUUGCAUGCCUAGACUACUGCCAUCGACAAGGAAUAUACCAUCGGGACCUCAAACUCGAAAACAUACUCUUGACAUCGUCUGGUCAACUAAAAAUUUGUGAUUUCGGACUCGCGAGCGUCAGAACACAAGGAAGCAACACAAACGAUUUAUGUCGGACUAUUGUCGGCACAGAAGACUUCAGUCCUCCCGAAGUUCUCCAAAACAUUCCAUAUAACGGAGGCAAAGCAGACAUGUGGGGGGCAGGGAUCUUGCUCUUCAUCAUGCUCAGUGGUUACUGUCCUUUUCAAGGCCGUGACUCCAGGGAGCUUCGAGAAAGAAUCAAAAGUUGUCGUUACACAUUUCCAACAGACUUUCCAGAUGCCGCAAAGGCAAUCGUCAAACGGCUUCUCGUACAGCGGGGAAAUGACCGCCCUUCGGCUAUGGACCUAUUGCAGAAUGCAUGGGUGAAAGACAGUAUAACAGAAGUGAAAGAAACAGAGGAUCCCUUGUCAAAAAGGAAGAGCGAUCAUGUAACCGAUGAAGUGCAAGCGGAGAUCAACGUGUCAAAGCCACCGACCAAUCCAAAACCGAAGUUAAACUCUGCGGAAAGUCUUGCGCCGAUAGCAGCAUCGGCAUGGCAAAACAGCCAGAAUGUCGAGCUCUCUGCUCUUCUCAGUAGUGGGCUCGAAAAUCCAUCGCUCGUGUCAAGCAAAUCCGUCAGAAGACCCGGAGGUAUCGUUUAUUAUGCACUCGGGUUAGCGACCGUUCCCAAUUUCUCCAAAUUAAUCGAGGCCAUGCAGAAAGAAGCGACGGGAGUGCAAGUCCAGAACCGCAAAUGGAGAUGGAAGUUAUAUGAAAACUGUUUUGUGGGAACAGAUGCCGUUUCAUGGUUAACGGGACACGCAGGUUGCACGAGAGACGCAGCUGUAGCAUUAGGACAGAAGCUCCUUGACGCUGGUGCACUCCACCACGUGUGCCGCGCACACGAUUUCAAGGAUGAUGCAUUGUUCUAUCGUUGGAUUGAUAACGAACCCGAAAAUGUCCUGUGCCUGAACUUACGAAAAUAUUGGCCCAAGCCAGUGUUUCCACCUGAUCCUAUCUCUGUUUCGGGAAGGCUUCUUAACCAGCUUUCACAACUAUGCAAAACCCACCAGCAACCGUACGAUUACCAAAUGGUGGAAGUGGUGACGUUACAAUCAGACGCUCUCUUUCGGAAAUUUCUGGAUGCAGUUACAGAGCUACAAGUAGUGAACAUCAACCCUUACAUGGGUACUGAAGAAAAGAUAGGUUUCCUUGUGAAUGUUUACAACCUAAUGUGGCUCCAGGCAAGAAUUCAUAUUGGAAACGUUCACAAGAAAAACGAGUUUAGAACUUUACAGAGGAAAGUCAUGUCCCUACAGUAUCACAUUGCGGGGGUGAGACUUUCUCUCGGUGAUGUAUUUAGGCUUCUCUUUGGAAAUGGUGGAAAUGAUAACAUUGGGGCUGACAACCGCACGAUUUCAGAAGGAUCAGCUCGUUCAUCAACAAGUGAUCGGAUUCUGUCAAUAGGAGGAUCAUUCAUAGUUUCAAAACUUUUGGCAAGACGACGGUCUUAUGAUGAAAAGAGUGCAAUCAACGUGUUAAACCCUGGAAGAUUGGAACCGCUCGCGCACUUCCUUACAAGUGAGUGCGCUCCAGAGUCUCCCAUAAUUCGAGCUGUUUCUGAAAAAGAAAUCAACGCUGAGUAUUUGACGGAGGUUGCUGCAGAAUACUUGAACGUGGUGUUGGAUGUCGAUGUGGACCGGUAUGUCAUCUCAUACCCACCGAGAGUAUCUCAGUUCCGGGCAAUGUUGUCGUGUCCAGAGGACGAACACUUUCUUAUCGAACUGAUACGGAUAUGUGCUGGUCGCGCCGUGUGCGUGAGGCUGCUCGAAGUCCAACGAAGAAGCAAUGAAGACAGAAUUCCUGUGAAAGUUACUGCGAAAACAGAAACAGAAUUGCCUUACUCCAUUUCUUCCUUUGGUCCAAGGUUGGGUUAUAGCUUUGCCGUAGCAUGA